AUGCGGCCCUCGACACUAUUCGGCAGCUUGGCUGCGCUGCUUCUGUCGCCGGUGAGCGAUGCCGCGCUCACGACGGUGACGAACUGGGGCAGCAAUCCGACGAAUCUAGAGAUGCAGAUCUACUUGCCAAAGAAACUGGCAGCCAAGCCCGCUGUGGUCGUAGCUCUCCAUGGAUGCGGCGGGUCCGGACAGCAAUACUACCAACAGGCCAACUACGGCUCCUACGCCGACGACAAAGGGUUCAUCGUCAUCUACCCGAGCUCCAAGAACGACAGCAACUGCUGGGACGUGUCGUUCCCCAGGACGCUCACGCACGACGGCGGCGGCGACAGCGAGGGCCUGAGCAACAUGGUGUCCUACCUGGUGCAGAAGUACAAUGCCGACCCGGCCAAGGUCUACGCGACCGGCUCCUCGUCCGGGUGCAUGAUGACCAACAUCCUGCUGGCGGUGUACCCGGACGUCUUCUCGGCGGGGUCGUGCUACUCCGGGGUCGCGGCCGGGUGCUUCGCCGGCUCGCCCGGCAACAGCCCGACCACGUCGAACCGCACCUGUGCCAACGGGGACGUGAACAAGUCCGGCGCCGAGUGGGCGGCCCAGGUCCACGCCAUGUACCCGUCGUACAAGGGCGCCUACCCGCGCAUGCAGACCUUCCACGGGACCGCGGACACCCUCGUCUACCCGCAGAACCUGUUUGAGCAGCUGAAGGAGUGGUCGGCGCUGCUCGACGUCUCGUGGACCAGGAACAACACCAACACGCCCUCGAGUGGGUACACGCAGAUGGUGUACGGCGACGGGACCAAGCUGGUGGGCUACCUUGCUCAGGGGGUCGGUCACACGGUACCGGUCCACCCGCAGAUGGACAUGAAGUGGUUUGGUCUCCUAUAG
Messenger RNA from Neoarthrinium moseri, 885 nucleotides. RefSeq lists its product as uncharacterized. Lineage: Eukaryota; Fungi; Ascomycota; Sordariomycetes; Amphisphaeriales; Apiosporaceae. The record is from RefSeq and is a predicted model, not a curated record. The coding region runs from base 1 to 885 and encodes 294 amino acids. Gene Ontology annotation, molecular function: hydrolase activity. Gene Ontology annotation, cellular component: extracellular region. The transcript is spliced from 2 exons.